Leishmania mexicana MHOM/GT/2001/U1103 is the source of this 591-nucleotide messenger RNA. RefSeq lists its product as hypothetical. Gene Ontology annotation, biological process: ribosomal large subunit biogenesis. Bases 1 to 591 code for a protein of 196 amino acids. NCBI's taxonomy places the organism in Eukaryota, Euglenozoa, Kinetoplastea, Trypanosomatida, Trypanosomatidae. Gene Ontology annotation, cellular component: nucleolus. The record is from RefSeq and is a predicted model, not a curated record. The transcript has a single exon.
AUGGGCCGCGUCAAGGUGACACCGAAGGGGAAGGCAAAAAAGAAUAUUCCCAUCACUCGCAUAGGGAAGAAACAGUACCUGAAGCGGCGUUUUGCCCACGUCCGCGCCGUGGACGUCGCCGGCGCCAACAACCGCUUUACCCAGAAGUACUUCGAGGGCAACAACACCGCCGAGCAGACCUUCACCCGCCUCGGCCUCGCCAUCGACCCAAGCGCGCCGAAGUCGGUGACGGAGAAGCGCAAGGCAAAGGUGCGUCCGCAGACGCGUCGCGUCUUUGAGGAGCAAAAUGAGCUGGCGGAGCAGGAGAAGAUGGUGAAGGCGACGAAAAUCGGCCGCCCGGUUAGCGAGCAGGAAGGGUCCACCAUUGCGAACCUGAUCGAGCGUUACGGCACAGACCUGAAGCGCAUGACACUGGAUCGGAAGCUGAACCCCUUCCAGCUGAACAUGCGCCAGCUGCAGCGCCAGAUUGUGAACUACCUCAAGUGGGAAAAGGCAGCCUUCCCCAAGCAGUUCGCCGAGGCGGAAGAGAAGGGCUGGUUCUCGGUUGAGCAGUUCGCCGACCCGCACCUGCGCUCUGGCCAGCGGGCCUAG